AUGAAGCCUCAGCCUAAUACUAUUUUGAUAGACAAACUUUAUUGGAUCUCUGGAAGCAGACCCCCCACUAGCUCAUCAGAAGCUUACUACUUCAAUAUUGACAAUGAAUUAGUUUAUGAACCAUUUCACAAAGACUUUGGACCAUUAAGUCUCUCAAAAACACAUAAAUAUGUCAGGGAACUUGUCAGAUUGCUAACAGAUCCAUAAUACGCAGAUGUUAAGAUAUUUCAUUAUACUUCAAGCAAGUUCGACAAGCAAGCAAACAGCUGCUUCUUAAUGGGAGCAUUCAUGAUUAUAGUGUUAAGGUAAUCAGCUGAAGUAGCCUGGGAGCAUUUUAGUCCAUAUUAAUCCUAAAUCAUCCCGUUCAGAGAUGCAUCUUAUGGUGAUUGCCAGUAUGAAUGUACUAUUUUGCAUUGCUUAAAGGGACUUGAAUAUGCAAUCAAAUUGGGCUGGUAUCAAUUUAAGGACUUUGACCCAAAAGAGUAUGAUUACUAUGAGAAAGUUGAGAACGGAGAUUUAAAUUGGAUCAUCCCGAAUAAAUUCAUUGCUUUCAUGGGACCCAUUGAUCAGAAAAUUGAAAGAAGAGGUAACAGUCCGGAGGAUUAUCUAUAAGUAUUCAAGCAUUUCAAUGUGACUCAUGUCAUCAGAUUAAAUGAGGCUAAAUAUGAUAGAAUGAAAUUUGUCAAAGCUGGUAUUAAACACACUGACUUGUUCUUUAUUGAUGGUUCAACACCCCCUGAGAACAUUGUAUAAGAUUUCUUGAAACUAGUUGAGGCUGAAAAAGGCGUAACUGCUGUGCAUUGUAAAGCUGGUCUAGGCCGUACAGGAACCUUAAUAGGUUGCUACGCAAUGAAGCAUUUUAAAUUUCCAGCAGCAGCAUUUAUUGGCUGGAUAAGAAUCGCUCGUCCAGGUUCUAUUCUCGGGCCCCAAUAAUAUUACUUAAUUCAACAGGAAGCUCAAUAUAUCGGAUAUGUCAAUAGCUUAAGCAGAAUGGCAGCCCUUGGUGAGAUGUCUCCUGAAGAUAAAAGAAAAAGUAUUAAAGGCGAUAAAGGCCAAGGUGAUCUUUUGGUAAAGAAAAAGUUUUCCACUCCCUCCUAUCACGCUUAGAAAUCUAUGGGUUUAAUUCGAAGAUGA
Molecule: messenger RNA, 1134 nt
Organism: Stylonychia lemnae
Lineage: Eukaryota; Ciliophora; Spirotrichea; Sporadotrichida; Oxytrichidae
Source: the annotation of a GenBank genome assembly